Molecule: messenger RNA, 2229 nt
Organism: Arabidopsis arenosa
Lineage: Eukaryota; Viridiplantae; Streptophyta; Magnoliopsida; Brassicales; Brassicaceae
Source: the annotation of a GenBank genome assembly
AAAGUUAUCAGAGACAUCUGAAAGUGAUUCAGAGAAUAAAGUAUCAUUCAGCUAAACAGUUCUUGUUCUCUGUUUCUGUUCUCUGUUCGACACACUUGUUACAACGACAGUGUGGUAUUACCUCUGUCCUAUCAUCUCUGUUUCUAACAUUGUGGUAUCAGAGCGUAGAUUUCGAUCCUCCUUUACAUCCUAUCUGAAGAAAUGGCAGGCAACGGUUCAAACCAGCCACUUUCUGUUCCACAGUUUAAAGGUGAGAAGUAUCACCUUUGGAGUCUUAAGAUGAAGACUAUGUUUAGAUCUCAAGAGGUUUGGGAUUUGGUGGAAAAUGGAUUUGAAGAUGCAAAUCCAGCGGCACCCGAUCAGCAGUUACGGGAGAGUCGCAAGAAGGAUGCAAAGGCGUUGUUUCUCAUUCAAUCAGCCCUGGAUGAGGAUAUUUUGUCACGGAUUGUUGCCGUGAAUACGUCUCAUGAAGCAUGGGAGAUUUUGAAGCGUGAGUAUUUGGGUGAUCAGAAGGUGAUCACUGUGAAGCUGCAGACUCUACGUCAUAGUUUCGAGACAAUCUCAAUGAAGGAGAAAGAAACUAUACAAGAGUAUUUGGCAAGAGUUUCUACCAUUGUGAAGGGAGAGUUCUCUGCGCAGAACAACAGUGGAUAUGGUAGAGGAAGAGGUAGCUUCAGAGGCGGUAGAGGCAGAGGACGAUCUGGUGGUCGUGGAGACUCUGGUCGUGGAACAGGCCAAUCAGACAGUGUCAGUCUAUCGUACAACAGAGGUACGGACAAGAGCAAUAUUCAGUGUCAUUAUUGCAAGAAGUAUGGUCAUAUGCAAGUUGACUGUUGGAAGAAACAGAAUGAAGAAAAGCAAGCAAGCUUUGUUGAAGAAGAUGUGCAGCCAAGACUUUUCAUGGCAUACAAAAGUCUGGAUGUGUCCAAAACAGUGUGGUAUUUGGACAGUGGGUGUUCGAAUCAUAUGUCGGGCAUCAAGUCAAUGUUUAAGGAGAUAGAUGAGUCGUACAAGCUUAAGGUGAAGCUUGGAGAUGAUAAAGAAGUUCAAGUUGAAGGAAGAGGUAUUGUGGUCGUUCACAAUGGUGAUGGUAAUCUCAAACUCAUUUAUGAUGUGUAUUACAUUCCUGAGCUGGCGCAGAAUCUGUUGAGUGUUGGACAGAUGGUGGAAAACAAUUGUUCUGUUUUCUUUGAUGGUAAUGUGUGUGUUAUCAAGGAUAAGAAAUCCGGAAGCACGUUAGCUGUGGUGAAGAAGACAUCAAACAAUCUAUACCCAUUAGAGAUGUCUUCAGUGGAAGCAAGUUCUUUGGUUGCUAAGGUUUCAGAGGAAACAAGGCUGUGGCACUUGCGGAAUGUCACAUUUGAUGAGGUUUCAGUUUGGAGGUGGCGUGAAGGUGACAAUGGUGAGCUUGUUGAAGUCCUGUCUGACAGCACUGCUGAACAGGAAGAGAAUCAGAGUCCAGCUGGUUCUGAAGUUAAUACACCAGCAAAUUCAGUCCCAAAUUCACCUAAUUCAAGCAAUGACGGUGGUGCAAACAGUGAAGGAAGUACACCUCAAAAAUUCAGAUCCCUGCGAGACAUUUAUGAGAUGGGUUUGGUCAUGAGGUUUGAUCUUUACCUUAUGUUUGUGAUGUUGAUGGGUUUGGGGUUUACGAUAUCAAAUGGAUACAAAUUCUAUGUUGGUGGGAAAGAUGGUUGGGUCCCUACUCCGAUCCUUCCGAAGAUUAUUCUCAUUGGUCUCACCGAAACCGGUUUCAAGUCAACGACACUCUUCUACGGGAAGGGAAAAGAUUCAGUGUUGGAGGUGAGGGAACAAGAGUACAACACAUGCAACACGACAACCCCCCCCCUGACUUCCCUCCCAGACGGAGACUCUCUCUUUCUACUUAGCCACUCCGGUUCCUUCUUUUUCAUUAGUGGCAACUCUCAAAACUGUCUCUUGGAGAUUCUUGAAACACUUGAGAGGAGAAAAUUCCAAGCUGUACAACAACAGAAAGUUGACACUAGUAAGCUCUUGGAACAUUUUAACACAUCAAACAAGCCAUCAGCAGAAGAAAGCACUAUUGUUGCCUAAAGUGGGUGAAACAAGAGUCUUAAGGACUACCAGAUGAUAGGGAUUUGAGAGAAGAUUAUUGUCUUCUUGCCCUGAAUCACUCUCCUUGCCGCUGUUUAGGUCAAUUGAUGUACAGACCUUGGAGUUAAGACUCAAUAAUAAAUCUUAAAAGCAGUU